Triticum urartu is the source of this 1212-nucleotide messenger RNA. RefSeq lists its product as uncharacterized. Gene Ontology annotation, cellular component: plastid. The record is from RefSeq and is a predicted model, not a curated record. NCBI's taxonomy places the organism in Eukaryota, Viridiplantae, Streptophyta, Magnoliopsida, Poales, Poaceae.
AAAUCCGCCGCCAGGGAACACAAACAAUGGACGUUCCACUGCCGGGCGGCGGCGGCGAGGUUUCGGAGGACUACUCCCCGGCGGCCACCGUGGUGCCCUUCGACCCGCCCCUCCCUCUGCUUCGCGCGCCGGUCCCUUCCUCUUCCUCCUCCGCCUCCACCGAGCCCCCCGUCCUCGCCUUCCGCGACGCCGCGAGCUGGCGCGCCGCCUGGGAGGCCGCCGAGGCCAGCCUCUUCUCCCAGUGCGAGGCUGGUGCACGCUCCGGCUGUUCAAUCGCUGCAACACGAAAAUGCAAGCCCCCCUGGUGGAAAGGUUUGUUUGGAGGUGCAACAACCAACUAUCAAGAAAGAGAAGAAUGCGAAGAACGAGAAAUGGCUUCUUGUCUUGAAUCAGCAAAGGAGGCUUGCAUUAAGUUUUCAAAGCAAAAAUGUAAUGCACCAUUCCAGGAUGCAAGGAUUGCCUCUGAUGGCCUCCUUGAAAAUACAGAUUUUGUUGUCUGGGAUGCUGGGCGUAACAAGACAGCAUCAGCAUCCUUGUCUGUUGCAGACAGCCGCUACUCAUCCAAUCCUGGGCUUGGUGGCACAAACUACAAAGGAAGUGACUUGCUAGACAGCUUAGCAUCUGAAGGCAAUAGCAACUCAGGGCGAUGACUUAUCAAAGGCACCACUGUGGUCAGCGCUCAGGAGACCGCACAUAUUAUUUGGAGCUGGAUUCAUCAUCAAUGAAAUAAUGGUAUGGCAUUGUCGAGGCUUGUGUUAUGUUAUUUGGUUUUCUGUUGCUACAGUUGGCUCCGUGGCAAGAAAAAUAGUGAAUGGACAACUAAUUGAUAGAAGAAGACUGCGGCUGCGAGGCUUGAGAUUGAAUGGCUAGCAUUCUGAAGUUUCGCGAGACCAAGAAGAUUAAGAAUAUUUGGAUAUUGUUUCCUGCUACUGUCUUGGCCGUUUCUGUUGAUUUUGAUGCUGGGCAAAGGCGACACAAGAUGCAAAAGGUGUACAUCAAAUGCAUAAGUGGUGUAAUGUGUAGCAGUAGCAGUAUCAGUGAAUAUGUAGUAUAUGUUGAUCAUUGGUUGCUGUAAAUAAAUCAUGCCCAGCUGAAGAUGAAAACUACACUAUCCAAGUGCCCAUCUGGUUGUUUUAUCUUUCAGAAAAGAUGCCCAAAUACCUAAGACAACAUUAUGAAACAACUGUGGCUACACUUGCCACUUGCUAGUCA